Messenger RNA from Condylostylus longicornis, 1035 nucleotides. RefSeq lists its product as uncharacterized. Gene Ontology annotation, molecular function: polyubiquitin modification-dependent protein binding. Gene Ontology annotation, cellular component: proteasome regulatory particle, base subcomplex; cytosol; nucleus. The annotation marks the transcript as partial. Lineage: Eukaryota; Metazoa; Arthropoda; Insecta; Diptera; Dolichopodidae. Gene Ontology annotation, biological process: proteasome-mediated ubiquitin-dependent protein catabolic process. The record is from RefSeq and is a predicted model, not a curated record. The transcript is spliced from 6 exons.
AUAGAAGGGGAUGCGGAUGUUAUUCGUGCAGUUCAAACAGCCCAAUUAGCUUUGAAACAUCGGAUGAACAAAAAUCAGAGGCAACGCAUUGUUUUGUUUGUUGGAAGUCCAGUGGUCGCUUCAGAGAAGCAAUUGGAACUCUUAGGGAAAACUUUGAAGAAGAACAAUGUAUCUUUAGAUAUUAUCAGUUUUGGUGAAGUUGAUCUUAACUCGUCAAAGUUACAAAAACUGCACAAUGCAGUCGGUAGCAACACAACUAACAAUUUAAUUGAGUGCCCUGUUGAUGCAAGCAGAUUACUUUCUGACAUUCUCAUGAGAUCGCCAAUUGUGCGUGAUUCCGAGGCUGAUGACUCUGGAGCUGAGCCGUCUGUAAUGAAUGAACUUGGCGUUGACCCGACAACUGAUCCAGAACUCUAUAUGGCGUUACAAAUGUCGCUUCAAGAAGAGCGAAACAGACAAGCAGCCGCUGCAGCUCAACAAGUAAGUUCAAAAAAUGAUGGAAUCAAGCGCUUUUUCGAAAGUCCAAAGGUCUCUCAUCAAUUUCUAAUCUCCUAUUCUCAUCAGUCUGUUCAACAAGACCAAGCGCCGUCUGCGGAGGGUUCAGAAGUUGCCCCAGUCCCUCCAUCAAUCGCAGAAAUUGAAGCCAUGGAAGGAAUCGAUGAUGAACUUCGUCAAGCCCUCUUGCUCUCAAUUAACGAUUUCUCAGAACCACAGCAAGAAGCCGCUCCAGAUCACGAUCUUAAUCUAAUUUCAAGCGAAUCUGUUGAAGUUGCGGCAGGCGAUGAUCUCGGAAUCAUUCCGCCGAAUGAGGCUGUCAUUCCUGUCGGUUCGGACGCCGCACGUGAGGCGACGGGACAAGAAAUUGCGAGUCAAAAUGCGGAAUCGUCGGAAGUUCCCUCAAUCCAGCAAAUUCUUGGGACACUCCCCGGAAUCGACAUGACAGAUCCCCGCUUGCUCGAAGCCUUGCAGCAAGUUGUUGGUGCGAAACCAGAACCUAAAAAAGACGACGAAAAGAAAGAUGGAAGCAAUCAAUAA